AUGGCGCCCCUAGAUCCUGCUGUGACCAAGCUAGUCGACCUAGACCAGAAGAGCCUAUACCUUUCUGCCUUUGCGGUUGCUUUUAACCCGCUAUUCUGGAACAUCGUAGCUCGACGAGAGUACCGUAACAAGACACUCACCAAGCUUUUCGGCGGACAUUCGCAAGCUGCCUGCUAUGGGCUAGCUUUCACGAUCUUCUCCCUUGGUCUGGUGCGCGACUUCUUAUACGAGCGUGCCUUGCGCCAUCAACCGUCCUACCCUUUGCUCGAGCUGGACGAGGUGAAAUAUCUGGCAUAUGGACUGCUCGCUGUCGGAAAUAUCCUGGUUAUAUCCUCGACCUGGGCGUUAGGUAUUACGGGCACGUUCUUGGGAGAUUAUUUCGGAAUAUUGAUGGAUGACAUCAUCACGGGUUUCCCUUUCAACAUCACAGAUGCACCCAUGUAUAACGGCUCGACCUGUAGUUUCCUCGGCACAGCGCUAUUAUACGGCAAGCCAGCUGGUAUUCUACUGACUGCUUGGGUUUUCGUUGUCUAUCAGAUCGCUUUGAAAUACGAAAACCCGUUCACGGCUGGAAUCUAUGCGAAGAGGGAAAGAGAACGUGCUGCGGCGGGGACGGGUAGCAAGAAGUCGCAAUGA
Messenger RNA from Daldinia childiae, 636 nucleotides. RefSeq names its product Phosphatidyl-N-methylethanolamine N-methyltransferase. The coding region runs from base 1 to 636 and encodes 211 amino acids. The record is from RefSeq and is a predicted model, not a curated record. NCBI's taxonomy places the organism in Eukaryota, Fungi, Ascomycota, Sordariomycetes, Xylariales, Hypoxylaceae. Gene Ontology annotation, molecular function: S-adenosylmethionine-dependent methyltransferase activity. The transcript has 4 exons. Gene Ontology annotation, biological process: phosphatidylcholine biosynthetic process.